Molecule: messenger RNA, 701 nt
Organism: Vigna umbellata (rice bean)
Lineage: Eukaryota; Viridiplantae; Streptophyta; Magnoliopsida; Fabales; Fabaceae
Product: protein SHI RELATED SEQUENCE 1-like
Biological process (GO): positive regulation of DNA-templated transcription
Cellular component (GO): nucleus
Molecular function (GO): DNA-binding transcription factor activity; DNA binding
Source: RefSeq, a predicted model, not a curated record
CAAUAAUUUUUGAACAAAGAGAAGAAGCUUAUGCAUUUUCGAGAAAAGAGAAGAUGCAAAGAGGAACAGAAGGAGAAGAAGAAGCAGUGUCAAGGGGUUCUAAGUGCCGAGACUGUGGGAAUCAAGCCAAGAAGGAAUGUUUGUAUUCAAGAUGCAGAACUUGUUGCAAGAACAAAGGCUUUAAUUGCCAAACCCAUAUCAAGAGUACAUGGACUCCUGUUGAUAGAAGGCGCACCAAGGAUAAUAACCCAUCUUCAUCUCCACACAACUUUCACCCAGAUUUUCCUCAAAACCACAACCAGAUCAAUCCAUAUUCAGGUUUAGAGAUGAAAUUUCCUUGUGCUACGAGUUCGAUGGCUAUGUUUCGGUGCGUUCAGGUUCGGUCGGUGGAUGAUGCGGUUAACGAAAUAGCGUAUCAAACAUCUGUGAACAUUGGGGGGCAUGUAUUCAGUGGAAUACUAUAUGAUCAAGGCCCAGAACAAAGCUAUAACAUUAACAAGGGUGAGAGUUCCACUGCUCUUGUUGAUGAACACCAGAAUAAUAGUCUUGGUCUGCUGAAGAAUUCUUCGAGUAGAGAAAGCAGUGGUGUAACUAUAGCCUCUGCCGGUCACGGUGACCCUCUUUUUCCUCCACCACCGUAUCCCUUUCCACUUGCUUCCUUCAGACCCGGUAUGCCAUAUUUCACAUACCCAAGAUCUUGA